AAAUUUGUAAACAACAAAGCAUUUGAUCAUCACUAUAGUAAUUUCACAAUCCAUUAAUCACUGAUCGAUCCUUGGUGGAAUACAUACAUGUAUGUGCUUGAUCCAACAACAGAAGCUGGAUUGAGAUUAGAGAUGGCGUUUCCUCAACAUGGUUUUAUGUUCCAACAACUUCAUGAAGACAACAGUCAAGAUCAACUACCUUCUUGUCCUCCUCAUCUCUUCAAUGGAGGAGGAAACUACAUGAUGAACAGAUCUAUGUCUUUAAUGAACGUGCAAGAAGAUCAUAACCAAACCUUGGAUGAGGAGAAUCUAUCAGACGAUGGGGCACAUACUAUGCUUGGAGAGAAGAAGAAGAGGCUGCAAUUAGAGCAAGUUAAGGCAUUAGAGAAGAGCUUCGAGCUUGGGAACAAGCUGGAGCCAGAGAGGAAGAUACAACUAGCUAAAGCAUUAGGGAUGCAACCGAGACAGAUUGCGAUUUGGUUUCAAAACAGGAGAGCUAGGUGGAAGACUAGACAGCUCGAGAGAGAUUAUGAUUCACUCAAGAAACAGUUUGAGUCUCUUAAAUCCGACAAUGAUUCUCUACUUGCCUACAACAAGAAACUCCUUGCUGAGGUAAUGGCUUUAAAGAACAAAGAAUGUAAUGAAGGAAACAUUAUAAAGAGAGAAGCAGAAGCUUCAUGGAGCAACAAUGGAAGCACAGAGAAUAGUUCAGACAUCAAUCUGGAGAUGCCUAGAGAGACCACUACAACACAUGUGAACACGAUCAAAGACCUUUUCCCUUCCUCGAUUCGAUCAUCUGCACAUGAUGAUCAGAAUCAUGAAAUAGUUCAAGAAGAAAGCCUUUGUAACAUGUUUAAUGGCAUUGAUGAAACGACGUCGGCUGGUUACUGGGCAUGGUCUGACCCUAACCACAACCACCACCACCAGUUCAACUGAUUCAUGAUCCUAAAGCUCGAAAAAAGUCAUCACCAUCAUGACAAAUUAUCAUAAUCAUCGAAUCAUCAUCAGAAGAAGACAAAAUUCAUCUCUUUGAAUUUGACUCUGGAAUUAUUGCUACUCUUUUCAAUUUACAUUGGGGCAUUUUGUUAUCUUUGGGUUUGUAGUGCAUUGGUGUAUAGUGCGAAAAUCUGUUGUUGCUUUAAUUUAAUAAAAAUCAUAAACUUCU
Molecule: messenger RNA, 1165 nt
Organism: Arabidopsis arenosa
Lineage: Eukaryota; Viridiplantae; Streptophyta; Magnoliopsida; Brassicales; Brassicaceae
Source: the annotation of a GenBank genome assembly